UUCCAAGGAGGGAUUCGGGUCAGUGGAGAAGGUCGUGCUGCUCACCUUUCUUUCGGCAGUCAUCCUGAUGGCCAUCCUGGGCAACCUGCUGGUGAUGGUGGCUGUGUGCAGGGAUAGGCAGCUCAGGAAAAUAAAGACCAAUUAUUUCAUUGUGUCUCUUGCCUUUGCUGACCUGCUGGUUUCAGUGCUGGUGAUGCCAUUUGGAGCCAUCGAGCUGGUCCAAGACAUCUGGGUUUAUGGGGAGAUGUUUUGCCUUGUCCGGACAUCUCUAGACGUCCUGCUCACAACAGCAUCAAUUUUUCACCUGUGCUGCAUUUCCCUGGAUAGGUACUAUGCCAUCUGCUGCCAGCCUUUGGUUUACAGGAAUAAGAUGACCCCUCUGCGUAUCGCGCUGAUGCUGGGAGGCUGCUGGGUUAUCCCCAUGUUCAUCUCUUUUCUCCCAAUAAUGCAAGGCUGGAAUAACAUUGGAAUAGUUGAUUUGAUAGAAAAAAGGAAAUUCAACCAGAACUCCAACUCCACCUACUGUGUCUUCAUGGUCAACAAGCCCUACGCCAUCACCUGCUCGGUGGUGGCUUUCUACAUCCCGUUUCUGCUCAUGGUUCUGGCCUAUUACCGCAUCUAUGUCACCGCCAAGGAGCAUGCCCGCCAGAUCCAGGUGUUACAGCGGGCAGGUGCCCCUGCUGAGGGCAGGCCCCAGCCGGCCGACCAGCACAGCACUCACCGGAUGAGGACGGAGACCAAAGCGGCCAAGACCCUGUGCAUCAUCAUGGGCUGCUUCUGCCUCUGCUGGGCUCCCUUCUUCGUCACCAACAUCGUGGAUCCUUUCAUAGACUACACCGUCCCUGGGCAGCUGUGGACUGCUUUUCUCUGGCUUGGCUAUAUAAAUUCUGGGUUGAACCCCUUUCUCUACGCCUUCUUGAAUAAGUCUUUUAGACGUGCCUUCCUUAUCAUCCUGUGCUGUGAUGAUGAACGCUACCGAAGACCUUCCAUUCUGGGCCAGACUGUCCCCUGUUCCACCACCACCAUUAAUGGAUCCACACAUGUGCUAAGGGAUACAGUGGAGUGUGGUGGCCAAUGGGAGAGUCAGUGCCACCCUGCAGCAAGUUCUCCUUUGGUGGCUGCUCAGCCCAUUGACACUUAG
Cavia porcellus (domestic guinea pig) is the source of this 1141-nucleotide messenger RNA. RefSeq names its product 5-hydroxytryptamine receptor 4 (gene Htr4). Gene Ontology annotation, cellular component: plasma membrane; dendrite. Gene Ontology annotation, biological process: G protein-coupled receptor signaling pathway, coupled to cyclic nucleotide second messenger; regulation of appetite; chemical synaptic transmission. Gene Ontology annotation, molecular function: neurotransmitter receptor activity; G protein-coupled serotonin receptor activity. The record is from RefSeq and is marked provisional. NCBI's taxonomy places the organism in Eukaryota, Metazoa, Chordata, Mammalia, Rodentia, Caviidae.